Molecule: messenger RNA, 2127 nt
Organism: Panicum hallii
Lineage: Eukaryota; Viridiplantae; Streptophyta; Magnoliopsida; Poales; Poaceae
Product: protein tesmin/TSO1-like CXC 5
Exons: 8
Coding region: 375-1913 (512 amino acids)
Biological process (GO): regulation of DNA-templated transcription
Cellular component (GO): nucleus
Source: RefSeq, a predicted model, not a curated record
ACCUCCUGUGUUGCCCAUCAGCUUCUUCUCCCCCUCCCACACCACCUCCCUCCCAAAUCUGCCCGCGGCAUAAAUUUCUUCGACCUUCACCUCUCCGAAUCCUUCUCCAUCUCCUCCCCGAAUUCCGCUUCUUGGAUUUGAUCCCCUCCUAUCGGCGCUCUUCCUUUCCCUCGCUUUUUUGAUUAUUCUCCGUAGUUGGGAGCCGCCCAGGAACUCGAGUUCUUGGUUCCCUGAUCCAAACUGCCCCAAUUCCGCGAGGUAGGGCGGAAAGAUUGGAUUUUGAGGCCUCUCCGAGUGGUUUAGACGGAUUAAUCGGAGAAGCCAUCGGAGAACUUUGGUUUCUGACCUAAGGCGGUGGAAAGUUUGGUUUGGUGAUGGAGCAGGAGAAGCAGCAGAGGGUGGAGCCGCAGGCGCCGGCGCCGGCGUCCGUGCCCCAAGCGACAUCAGAGCCAAGGGCGUCACCACAGCCGCAAGAGCAACCGAAGCCGGCGGUACCGGUGCAGCCUUCUAUCCCGGUGACGAGGCCGUGGCCAAUGGCCAUCAUCCCUUCUGUGAAGCCUGUGGUUGAAAUGAAGAGUGGCACCCCAGCCAAGAAAAAGAAACACUGUAAUUGCAAAAACUCACAAUGUUUAAAGCUGUAUUGCGAGUGUUUUGCAGCAGGUGAUUAUUGUGAUGGUUGCAAUUGUAAACAAUGUGGAAACACUGUUGAGAAUGAAAAGGGUAGACAGGAGGCUAUUAACAACACAAAGCUACGGAAUCCGAAUGCCUUUCAACCUAAGAUUGAAAAUGGUCCAAUUACUCCCAGUGUUCGGAAGGAUGCUGGAGCACCACCUUCACUUCCAAAGCAUAAUAAAGGUUGUCACUGCAAGAAGUCAGGUUGUUUAAAGAAGUACUGUGAAUGUUUCCAAGCAAAUAUCCUUUGUUCCAAGAAUUGUAAAUGUAUGGAUUGCAAGAAUUUCGAAGGAAGUGAGGAGCUCCGUGCUAUAAUUCAAGGGGAUAACUCAUGUGAUCGAAAUAACAUUCAACAAGCAGCUAAUGUUGCUCUGAACGGUGCCAUUGGAUCUUCAGGAUAUAGAUUUUCUCCAGUUCGUAGAAAAAGGCCGCCAGAAGAUCCCCAUUAUCAGAGGUUAAAUGUUGAAGGAAGUAUGAUGCAGAUGCAGUUUCCAGAGGCUAACCAUGUUGAUGCUUCCCAAAUUGCUUCAUCUACUGGACUUGAAGGUUCCACUGGCAAUUUCCAGGGUAAAUCUAAAUUGGUAUAUAGGUCUCCACUGGCAAACACUAUCCAUCUUACUGAUGUGAACGACCUAGCCAAUCGUUUGGUGAUUGUAUGCAGAAAGGCAGCAGAAGGAGUCACAGCAAUAGCUGAUAACAAAGAGGAGAGGGAAAUUGAUAGGGAAAUUUGCACAAGUACUUACCAAAACUUUGACGAGAACAAGAAAGAAGUCCAAAAAGCUGCUGCUAGUCAACUGCCAGAAAUAGAUCAGCAAAUUCCUGUGGAAUGUGGAUCAUAUUGCUCUAACACCCAAGAGGAUUCCAGGCCUGCUUCUCCAGGAACACGAGCUCUGUUGUGUGAUGAGCAGGAUCUCACAUUUGGAACAGCUUAUAGAAGUUCAAUUCCAGUGGUAUUGCAUGAUCAGGACAUUUCAGAGCUACAAACUGCGCAAGAAAAUGCAGUGUUGAGGGAGUUCAGAAAUUACCUCCGGUUAAUUAUUGCACGUGGACAAGUAAAUGCAGAAGGAAAAUCAUCAUCAGGGACAGGGAUGGAAUUGGAUGCUAUGAGGAAUCAUGAAUCAAGCACCAGUUUACCCCCAGUAAGAGCUGAAGAAAAAUCCAAUGAUCCGGAUGACCCCAAAAAUCCUAACACAAGCCAAUCGUUUGCAUCAGACAGUGUAUCAACACACGUAUUAGAAUAGAUGUAGCUCAGAUUUUGUAUUUUUCAUGUCAAGAUAGGAUAUGUAUUGUACCACAGCCAAUCUCCGUGUACAUAUGGAUAGUAUAGCCCUUGUUGCCUGUAACGGCAACCGGCGAUGUAGCUUUAGUCAUUCAUGAGAUGUUAGCAGGAAAGAAAAGUCCUGCUGAUCAUGUAAUUAUUUCUUAUUAAUAAUAAUUUUCUAUAUGAUUUUCCUA